Messenger RNA from Harpia harpyja (harpy eagle), 3904 nucleotides. It is a transcript of the gene AMN1, whose product is annotated as antagonist of mitotic exit network 1 homolog. Gene Ontology annotation, cellular component: SCF ubiquitin ligase complex. The record is from RefSeq and is a predicted model, not a curated record. Lineage: Eukaryota; Metazoa; Chordata; Aves; Accipitriformes; Accipitridae. The transcript has 7 exons. Gene Ontology annotation, biological process: SCF-dependent proteasomal ubiquitin-dependent protein catabolic process. Bases 448 to 1095 code for a protein of 215 amino acids. Gene Ontology annotation, molecular function: protein binding.
GUAUGACAAAGGACUGCUUGCCCAUUCACAUGACUCAAUAGACAUCCAUCAUAGAAGCAGGAACAGUCUCGUGGUAGGUGGACACGGGCCCCCCAAAGGCUCAGAAAGUCUGUUUGACUCACCCUAGCCAAAGGUAGGGUGCUGUUUUGCACCCAGGAGGUUCUGGUUCAUUUGGGAUCUCAGUAGGAGAGGUGUGGGCUCUCAAGGCUAGUUAACUGGUUUGUUGCAUAAAGAAUAGUAGUAGCGGAAAAUGUGAUAGCAAUCUUAAGUCUCUUCUGAUACUGAGGACCCUGCCUAUAACAUCAUGAGACAAGCCCCUUCACGUUGAUCAGCAUGUUGCACAGAUCCCGUCUGUGAUGCCUUCAGUGUUUGACAAAGAACCUUUCCAGAUAUGCUGCAGAUAUUAAGUCAUUGCCACCCAACAUAAAGGAUAAACUGAUUACAUUAAUGAGUAGGCAAGGGCAAAUAACUGAUUCAAAUAUCAGUGAGGUAUUGCACCCCGCUGUAGAGUCUCUAGAUCUUCGAGACUGUGAUAUUUCAGAUAAUGCAUUAUUGCAGCUUUAUAACUGCAAGCAACUGAAAAAAAUCAACCUAAAUUCUUGCAAAGAAAACAGAUUGGGAAUCACUUCAGAAGGUGUCAUAGCACUGGCCUUGUCCUGUCCUUACUUGUGUGAAGCGUCUUUUAAAAGGUGCUGCGAUAUAACUGACAGUGGAGUUCUUGCUCUUGCGCUCAACUGCCAGUUCCUACAAAUAGUGAACUUGGGCAGCUGUUCAGGCAUCAUGGAUGCAUCUCUGCAGGCACUAGGAGAAAACUGCAAAUUUCUUCACAGUGUGGACUUUUCAUCUACUCGGGUAACAGAUGAUGGCGUUGUAGCACUAGUGAGUGGAACAUGUUCAAAGAAUUUAAAGGAGAUCCACAUGGAACGCUGUGUGAAUCUGACUGAUGUUGCUGUGGAAGCAGUCCUUACUUGUUGUCCAAAGAUACACAUUUUUCUGUUCCAUGGAUGCCCAUUGGUAACAGAUCGUUCCCGAGAUGUUUUAGAGCAGCUAGUCAUAUCAAACAAAAUCAAGCAAGUAACAUGGACUGUUUACUGAUUAUCUAUCAUGUACAUAUGAGUGUAAAGUUUACAGAUGGAAGACCUCUUUCAGAAAACAAGCACCUUGGAGAAAUAGCUGGUGACUUUUGUACCACCAGAUUGCUUCCCUACUUGUUCCCACCACAGGUCUCCACUGUCAUUCCAGUCCUUGCCUGUGAGUCUGGGCUUCCCCAUUGUCUCUACUUAGAGCCCUGCCUGUCUUUGCAUUGCUGAUCAUACCUCAUUAAGAGGAAAGUUAAACUAUAAUUAAUGUUACACUGUCAUCGCUCAGCCUCCUUGAAAUAUCAGAUUUGGUUACUACAUAGCAUCUUUUAGCAUCUUAGCUACAUAUACAAACCCAGUUUAAGUAAGUCUGUGUUAUGAGUUUGUAGUCUGAGGGGGUAGUUGCAACUAAAAGUACCAAGCCCAAACAUAGUAUUAACGCUUACGCAGAAGUGUCUGUGAAGUUAGGACUUUAAUCUGACAAAAGUCAACAGACAGAACUGGUGAAUGGAGGUGACAUUAACAGCAAUGCAAAUGUAUUUUAAGUAGUAACAAGCAAUCUCCUUUCACCAUGUACUUUUGCUAGGUCUGGAAGAAAAACCACGGAUACCUUUCUUUUGAUGUUACUGAUGCUGCAUGUUUCUGUUUUUAUUUACCAUCAAGUACUUCCUGGAUUUUUACACAUCUGGAAGUACAGUCUGUGAACAUGUAAACAUAAACUUGCUUUGAAAUUGUUGUAACUUAACAAAUUUCAGAGUAGUAGCUAUGACCAAUUAAAAGAAUCUUGUAUAUGGGCAAAUACUUACUUGCUUUGGCUUUUGCCAAUUUUUCAUGCCAUUUCCUGCAUGAAAAUCCUUUUAGGGAACAAAACAUUGGUCCUCAUAAGCAUAGCUGUGAGUCAGAUAGGACCAAAUUUAGUGUCUGAGUACAUGAAUCUCAGGGUGGUAGAGUUCAGCAGAGUAUGUGUUCUGCUGUAUGUGAAAAAGAAAAAAAAAUUUAGAAGUGUAGAAUGAGUUUAUUACAUAAUGGAGCAGUGGUCUCAUCACAAUUAUAAGCCAUGUUCAUUGGCUUUCUUGAAACAGCAUAACCUCUAGUAAGACUUCUAUGAUUUCUACAUUAAACUUUAAAAAACGCUAGCAAUUUUAACAUUAUACAGGGCAGGUAGCACACUAUGUUGAUACCCUGCAUCUGGAAGUAGCACGGUUUAGCUAGGGUGGUCUUACAUGGAUCUGAUGACACUUAGAAUCCGAUGAGUUUAGGCAACCAUAAGGAAUGUUUACUUUAUAAUUUAACACUUGUCAUAGCCACACUCAUUUUAAGUGUUGCAGAAACAAACCAGUUGUCUAAUCUAUUUAAAGUUCAGGUCAAAUUGCAUGGAAGAUAAUAAUAUAUGUUGCAUCCAGUAAUAUUAAAGGAUAUUAUGAUGUCUGACAAUAAUCUCUGUUCUUCUGUUGAUUAUAUGGUUUAUGGAAGAGCAAGUCCAUUUAUAAAACUUGCUUAAGUGUAACUGAAGGCAUAAUUUUCAAACUCCAGUGCCUAAAUCCCUAACUCUUGUUCUGUGCAGUACCAUGGCUCUGCCCAGUGGUGAAUGUGUUCCUGUGACAUCUAUAGGUGUAGCUGCACCAACACAAACUAUUCCUGCAAACAGGAGAAGUUGGUUUUGCUACAUUAGCAACUAGCAUCUGAAGGCUGUAAUUGCAGCAAAUAACUUGGACCAGAUAGAGGUCUAAGAACCUAAUCUACCAUGAUUUAUUCCCUUUUUUGGCUAAAGAGUAGUUUAUUUUUUCGCCCUGUGGAAUCCCUGGUAUCAAUCAGACCCAUCAUUCCUUUGAACACUUGGACAUGAGUUGGCAAUAAAUUUGUUUUGCACUGUUUUUCAUAUUGAUCCAUCUAGCUGAUUAGGCAGCAGCAAUGACAUGCUUAGUAAUCGUGUCAGGUAAGUAAAGCAUAAGGAUCAGGCUGCCAGCCCUGGUUUCAGGAAGGGUGCCACAAAAAGAGUAAGUAGAAUUGUAAGCUAACUCAAGUGGGAGAGGGCCUCAGGAGGUUUCUAGUCUAACUUCCUGCCCAAAGCAAGACCAGCUCCGAGCAACGACCAGCUUAGUCAGGGCUUUAUCCAGCCAAGUCUUGAAAAACUGAAGGUGACAGAGCCUUUACAACCUUUUGAGGCAACUUGUUCCACUGCUUGACAGUAUUAAUGGUGGAAAAUUUUUUCCUUUUAUCCUGUUUGACCUUACUUUGUUGCAACUUACACCCUUUCUUGCUGGAAGAGCCUGGUUGUCAGCCCGACAACCUCCUCAUAGGUAUGGGCAGGCUGCUCAUAGGUCCUUUGAAGCCUUCUCUUUUCCAAGCUGAACAAGCCCAGUUCCUUCAGUCUGUUACUGUAAGAUAUGUUAACUGUAACAUAGCACGGUGAUGGUCACCAGACUCUCAUCUCAAGUGCUACAUCCAGAAAGAAAAUUGUAAAUGAAGAUAAUGUAAAGCAGCUAAAGGUGGAAGACCACCAACACCUGUAACAGCAAAAGAUACUUAAAAAAAAUUCCAUCUGUGGGACUGUGCUACUGCUAACCUCACUGGCAAAGUUGUCCUUUUUCCCCUUCCUGAUGUAACCUUGGAUUUGUCAUGUUGAAGGCAAAUGCAGCUUAUACUGUGUUCUUAAAUGUGCAUGUAGAUGUACCAUCUUCUCCCAUAGCCUCUUCUAAACGUGUAACUUAGUGGUAUAUUCUCACCUUGUGCUUAAAAAUCUGUACAAUGCUGCAAUGAAUUAACGCUGUAUUUUUAGGUUUGAAAGUUUAAUGUAAGUCACGUUAAAUCCUUCCCUAUCUUGA